CCGACUUCCAGUGGUCAUUAACAAUUUGCAAGAAAUUGUUAAUCCGCCUUAACUAACGCAUUAUUCAAUUGACAAUAUCCCACUAUAAAAAAGGAUUUUGUUCCGUAUCUUUGCGAUUUGCGAAACGAUGCGUCUUCUGGCGGUUUUAUGUUUGUUGGGUGGGGCUUCGUGUAACGUCAUCAGGACGGAGCAGAAGACCGCCAAAAGCGAUGGCGAUCUCGGCGUUAAGUUUAUCUUCGAGGGUUGGCUGAAGGAUAAGUGCAGGAAGGUCGGAGUGGUCGAUCCUUAUACCGGUUUCUUCCAAGCCUUAGAAGGUGCCUUCACGUGUGUCGGACGUCAUCUGCAGAGCAGCGAAACCGACUCGAGUUCCUCAGAGGAGCUGUGCGACUACCACAAAAAUAACAUACGUCACUGUUUCGAUGACAUACUCGCGAACAUCAAAGAAUGCUUAGAUCCCGAGGAGAAAUAUUUGCCGGAAUUUAUAUUUAACGCCAUGGACGGCUUGUUAAAGUUAGCUUGCAGUGAUGACUCGAUAGAAGACGCAUUGGAAAGGCCGAGCGCAACGAAGUGCAUAGACGAUGCUUUCAAUGAUACCAAGCUGUUAGACGCCUGUUUCGACAAUGUGUCGCUUCAGUCAUUCAAUUUUGAAGACAAUUUUGUUCUUAAAGAGGAGGAACUGUGCUACUACCUUUUCACUUUUUAUAAUUGCUCUGAUAACUAUUUGCGAAAAAGGUGUUCUUAUGACAGAGAGGUAAGAAAGGUUUUGAGAAAGGUAUAUCAGGCAGUUACAUCGCCAUGUGAAAAUAUAGGAAGGCAAAGGGAGAAACGCUCAAUUGUAUAACUAUCAUAUUACAUUUUUGUUUAUUACUGUAUAUGUGUCGCUUAUUGGUCAUGAAUUAAAGCUUAAACGUUU
Messenger RNA from Photinus pyralis (common eastern firefly), 913 nucleotides. RefSeq lists its product as uncharacterized. Lineage: Eukaryota; Metazoa; Arthropoda; Insecta; Coleoptera; Lampyridae. The transcript has 5 exons. The coding region runs from base 128 to 841 and encodes 237 amino acids. The record is from RefSeq and is a predicted model, not a curated record.